Molecule: messenger RNA, 438 nt
Organism: Naegleria lovaniensis
Lineage: Eukaryota; Heterolobosea; Eutetramitea; Acrasida; Naegleriidae
Exons: 4
Coding region: 1-438 (145 amino acids)
Source: RefSeq, a predicted model, not a curated record
AUGAUUGACCGAGUGGGUGAUCACAUCUUGACGAAGAGAGAAAAAUCAGUGCUGAAUGAUUGCUUUUGGACAGCCGGAAUUAGAGGAUUGAUUGGAGGAGUAACAGCAGGAGGAUUAUUAGGAUUUAUUGUCAAAAAGUAUCAAAAACCACAAAAACCCAGUGCUAGAAUUGCUGUCGUAUCAUUAUUCUUUAUUGGAGGCGUUUAUUUAGGUUCAGCCUCAACUAUUCCAUACUGUCUGAGAAAUUUUGCAAAGCUUGAGGAUUCAGAACUAGGAGACACUGCACGAAGAUUUAUCAUGGCUGUCACAGAUCAAACAAAACAAGAAGAUCCAAAUCAAAGCAAACGCAAAAAGCAAGAAUACGAUUGGGAGGAAGAAGAAAAGGAAGCCCUCAAAAAAGAAUUGGCUCAGAAAAACAAGCAAAGUGCAGACAAGUAA